Messenger RNA from Polychytrium aggregatum, 3131 nucleotides. RefSeq lists its product as uncharacterized. Gene Ontology annotation, molecular function: protein binding. Bases 317 to 2758 code for a protein of 813 amino acids. Lineage: Eukaryota; Fungi; Chytridiomycota; Chytridiomycetes; Polychytriales. The transcript has 5 exons. The record is from RefSeq and is a predicted model, not a curated record.
CUUCGCCCUUUAAAUCUCAACCACCCUCGGCCUGCCUUGGCCAUCUGCUCCCGCAAUCCCCCCCCCAGUCGACAGCCAGGCCUCCGGGUUCGUUCCCUCGGCGUCGGUUGUCCUGUCUGUCCAUCCGCUGUCUGUUUAGCUCUGCGUUCAGCUCUCUGCUCUCGCUUCUUCGUCUGCCCUGCCAGCCCAUCCUCCUCCAGCUUCCCUGAUCAGCCGGCAAUUUCGGUUCAUCCCCCACGUCGGCAGCGCCUCGACUCUCGACCCAGCCCGCCGCCACAAGUCGCAUCGAGCCCGCUUCGAGCCCGCUUCGUACCCAAUGUCUCCGUUGUGCGAGUGGAUCCUUCCACCCGCAUACACCGUCCGGGUUGCCCAGACUUCGGCCUUGGUUUCAUCCGAGCUGCAGGGCAUCCUGCGCUUGCGACCCAAGGGCUUCCAUGCCUGGGCAACCUCGCAGCCCUGGUAUGAGGCUUCUCAGGACUCGAUCACCAUCUGCAUCGAGCUCGUCAAGACCAUCACCAAUGCCAGCGAUCCCAAAGACGCUGCUGUCGAGAUUGUCGCCCAGACCCCGCUGCGGCUCAGUCUCUCGCUUCUGGGCUCGGCUAUGCAAGACUCACGGGACACCCCGUUCCUGCUCGUCCUGCCCGUGAACCAUCUCGCGCCUUCCGUCCGCCUCUUUGCCGACACCACCUCCCGAUUCUACGAGAUCGACUACCACUGCCGCGCCAGAAUCGAUGCUGCGGGAAACAAGGUCCCGCUCUCCGUGCUCGAGCACUUCCCCAUCGCAAUCUUUCGCAAGGAAAUCGGCGACUCCACGACUGCCUCUGCUCUCUGCGGCACGCUUUCGAGUGUGCCCGUAAUGUGGAAGGUCGUUGAAGCAGACCACAAGCCCACACGUCCCUGUGUUGCUCUCAGUCUGCAUCCAACCUCAACCAGCCACCCAGAACUCGUUCUUCUUGUCAGGUGGAGAGAGCAUUUCACUUUCCGUCUCCAUGACAAAGUGGUAGAAACCAGUCGUCUAGUUGGGCAGUCGAUCCACCCAACCAAAAGCAGCUCGGUCGUCGUCAUCGAUAGCCCAAGCGAUGUCGACUACCACUUUGACUGUUCCACAGCGCAGGUCUCUAUCAGUCACGAUGUCGAGAUUGUCUUUUCAGCGUCUUCUUCUUCUUCUUCCUCUUCUCCUUCUUCUUCUUCUUCCUCCUCCUCCUCGUCUUCAUCGCUGUCGUCUUCGUCAUCUUCGUCUUCACUGUCGUCCUCGUCGUCGGUUCUUGAAAGCGGCAGAGUCGUCGAGCUCCCUGUGCGGAUUCCUCACACAUACAACCCCAUGAGUACGUGCGUGCCUCCUGCUGUCCGGUCUGCUCGCUCCGAGCGGGUUGAACAGCAUCGGACUCAGCCGCAUAUCCGCAUCACGCCCAUCAAGGACACCGAAUUUGGUCCGAGCAGCGAUAUGCUCUCGCGCCGUCGAUUCUCCGAGCCUCACCAGCUGCUUCAUUUCCAACGCAACGUCCGCGGCCAACGUCCCGUCAGCUCGCCCCAGGUGUCAACGCUGCCUUCAUUGCUUGUUCCCUCGUCUCCCACUCGGUCACAUCGCUCGGCCGGCGAGCCGCACAGCCCCGCCAGUCCUCGCAGCCCUCACGGAGUCAACAUCCUAUUCUCGCCUCCGUCUUCGGGUCCGCUCGCCCCAGUCCAUGUCGUGAGUCGACCGCGCGCUCCCUCCAAUCCCGAGCUGCGGAUGCCUCUCCGUGCAGACGGACCGCCGGCCAAACCAGCGACGCUGCAGCCUGGUCCCUUCUAUGCCGCCAACUCCCACCGCCGGUCCAACUCGGACUGGCACAACCGCAACGGCUCGUCCGGCGGGGAUCGACCUGCCGUCAGCUCAACCCUCAUUGGGUCUGACUCGUCGAGCACGCCGUACCUGCAGACUUCGUCGGGGCAGCUCAUCCCGUCACGGCCCGCCGAUAGUAUGCCUCCAGCAUCCAAGCGCACCAAACCUCAUUUGAGCAUCAAUACCUCAUUUGGUCGCCCCGCAACGCCGCCCGGAGCCACACACGAGGCCGUUCAAAGUCGCUGGGCCCCUGGCAAGCGCAACGAGUCGAUCCGGUCGGUCUCUCAGAUGGGCGUCUCUCCGACGGCCAUGCGAGACUCGGCCUGUCUGCUCGGCAAGCGACUUUUGGCCCAGCGCAACUAUGACAAGACCCGCGAUGACGAGAUAUCGAUCCAUCAAGGCGAUUUGAUUGCCAUCAGACAUAUCUGGCCGGAUGGCUGGGCAACGGGAUAUAAUACCCGCACCAACGAAAGCGGCAUCUUCCCACUUGGAGCUCUCGCCAAGGAGCUACCUCGCAUCAGCCAGGCGAUGCACCGCGGCAGUCCCGCUCCUCGUGCGAACCAGAACCAUCCUCGCGGAGGCCAAGCCUCGUUCCGCGCCUCUCAGACACGCCUCCCUCCAUCGGCCACAUCGCCGCGCAGCCCCCUGGCACCGGAGCGGAUCUACAAACCCGCUAUGCCCCAGAGCCCGUUGACGCCGAGCGAGACUGAGCGGCAUCCCUUUUCCUAUCCCAACCGACCUCCGUCCAAGGCCGGCUCUAUCUAUGACGAAAAGCAGCCUCUGACAGGCUCCCUCCCGGCAACCCCCGUCUCUUCGGGCUUGAACGGCGAUUUUGCAUCACCCAUCUUGUCAGCCCUCAGCCACAUCUCCUACACGAUCCCGCCCCUGAAAGGUCCUCCUCCGAGCGGGCCGCUUCCGGCCCUGCCGACAGACUAAGCGCAUCGGGCAUUCUUUUGAUCUCCUGCGUGGUAGCAUCCUUUUCUCUUCCAUUUCUUCUGCUUUGUUGUUUGUUCAAUAUCCGAUCUAUGUAGACUGCAUUCUCUCCUCCUCCUCCUCCUCUUGAGGAGUAACCCCCUAUCCGUAUUUAUUGGUCAACGAACCUCCCUCUCCACUUCCGGCUUUGUAUUUUCUUACAGCACAACAUACUUACCGUGCUGUCAGCGGCGCCAUGUAGUCUUUGUCUCGAUAGCUUGUCCAUAAUGCAACUGGCACCCUGGAUUUUUGACACCAAUAGUCUUUUCUUUUCUUCGUUUUCGUAUGGAUGGUUGAAUACCCGGUAUUCAGUCAAAAACACGAUGUGUAUUGCUUU